Molecule: messenger RNA, 1697 nt
Organism: Cadophora gregata
Lineage: Eukaryota; Fungi; Ascomycota; Leotiomycetes; Helotiales; Ploettnerulaceae
Exons: 5
Coding region: 426-1367 (313 amino acids)
Biological process (GO): endoplasmic reticulum unfolded protein response
Cellular component (GO): endoplasmic reticulum membrane; Hrd1p ubiquitin ligase ERAD-L complex
Molecular function (GO): misfolded protein binding; ubiquitin-specific protease binding
Source: RefSeq, a predicted model, not a curated record
CUCAUUGCUAGUCGUGGAUGUGUUGCAAUGCAUAUCUACACUUUUUCUUGGAGAGCCUGAGACUAACGGCCGCCCCGUUACCAUCCGACUGCUUCAAAUCCAUAUUACAGCGGCUUCUCGUGAAGACAGACAGCGCAUAUAUACUUAUGUAGACCUCGAUUCUCCAUGUAUUUCUGGGAGGCAGCAAUGUCUUCAGAGGGACAUGGAAAAGAGGUCAAGGAGCUGAAGCAGGAAUGAACCCCUGUUCACACUAAGCCACUUUAAGAUCCUCGUUUCCUAGCUUCAUCAACAACCAACGAAUCCUUCUUCAUCAGCACUAGACAUCCUCCUUCCUGGAGAGCUGACAUCUCAGCAGCAACUUCAUUUCUGCAGUUGUCGCGAUAUCUUGUUUUAAUCCCACUACAAAUCUCACGAUUAGCAUCAAAAUGUGGCUCGUCGAAGCAUUUUUCCACGCACCGCCUAUAUCAAGGACCCUUGCCGCCGUAUCCUUCAUCUUCUCUCUCCUCCUCUACAUUGGCGUCCUAGACUUCACUCUCUUUCACCUAUCCUUACCCGCCCUCAUCCAGUUUCCCCCUGAGCUCUGGCGGCUCGUAACAUCGCUUCUCAUCACGGGCCCUAGGCUCUCCCUUCUUUUCGAUGUAUACUUCCUAUACGUGUACGGCGCUAAGCUUGAGAUUGCUUCGCCUAGAUUUUCGCAAAGGGCGGAUUUUGUGACUUAUUUGUGUUUCAUCUGCGGCGUUAUAUUGAUCCUCAACCUCCUCAUAACCUCAGGCCAUGUCCUCGCCUCCUCCCUCGCCCUCUCCUUCAUCACCACCUCCGUGCGCGACACUUGGGACCAACCCAUAACCCUUUUCAUCCUCACCAUGCCCUGCCAAUACCUCCCUUACGCCUUCCUCCUGCUAACACUAAUCACCGCCGGCCCUCAAGCAGCACUCAUCCAAGGCACCGGACUCGUCGCCGCACACCUCUACGAUCUACUCACUGGCUUGUACCCGAGCUCCGGCAUAGAGAGGAAUAUGCUUCCUACGCCGGGGUGGAUAAUGAAGGUGUUUGGGACGCAGGAUGUAGUGAAUAGACCGUAUGGGACGGCUGUCACGGGAGCGACGGGGAAGGCGGCUUGGGGGUUAGAUUUAUCGUGGAAGAGAUUUGGGCCGGGGAGGAGGCUGGGUGGAGAGGGGGCUAGUGCGGAAGCGGAGAGGCCGAAGGGGUUGGUGUUGGCUGCUAUUGUGAUGGGUAUUUUCCUGUUACUUUGUGGUGUCUCGGGGUAUCUGUUUGUUUACGGAAGUCCUGGGUGGGGACCAUCUGUUGAUGGCGGUCCUGUGCCUGGGGGCGCGUCCCGUGUUGGAGCUGGAAAGGUCAUCCCUUGAGACGUGUUACUUGCAACUGGGGAUUGUGAGAAUGAAAUGAAGAAAAACGAAGAAAUAUGUCUUAAAUUUGGAAUUAAAAUGAAGUCUAGAUACAAAGUACCUCCGAACCUCCGUCUCUUCCCAUCCACACUAUCCCCAGCACUCCCAGGAGGUAAUCCAUUCGAACUAUUAGUACCUGCGGUUGAUAACCUCCUCCCCUCCGUCCCAGUCGCAACAGCUCCAUGUGCGCUCGCAUCACCAUUCGAUAAGCCUGUGCUCAAGCCAGCUCUCGAUCCUCCUUUUACCACAAGACCGCCGUCUGCCAAUCUCUCUAGUCUUUCCUUCUCCAAC